This is a messenger RNA of Owenia fusiformis, 1057 nucleotides long. NCBI's taxonomy places the organism in Eukaryota, Metazoa, Annelida, Polychaeta, Sabellida, Oweniidae. The record is from the annotation of a GenBank genome assembly.
GAAAUUUGCAACUGACAAAAUAAAGGCAUUUGGGCACAGAAAACUAAAAUUCGGAUAUGUCGAGAAGAGUGCGUAAUGGUGUGAAAGAGUACAAGGUUGCCAUCCUAGGAGCUGGGGGAGUAGGGAAAACGUCAAUUGUGACUCGUUUUAUGAACGAUACAUUCAGCAACGUUUACAUUCCGACUGUUGGCAACCAUUACACACAACUCAUGAAAAUUACUGGAGGUGAAUACUACACACUGGAGAUCAUUGACACAGCUGGUGCCUACGAGUUCCCUGCGAUGAUGGAUUUGAGCAUACGCACCAGUCAAGCGUUUGUCAUCGUUUUUGCCAUGAAUGACAAAAAGACGCUGGACAGGGCAUUGGCAUUCAAGCAACAAGUCGUAGAUAUCAAAGAUCGUGAAGAUAUCCCUAUCAUAUUUGUGGGGAACAAGGUGGACUGUGGAUAUGACGAAAUGCAGGUGAACCCAGCCGAGACUGAAGCUAUGGUAAAGAUCAACGGAUACCUCUACCUUGAAGCAAGCGCCAAGUACAACAUAAAUCCGAAAUUGAUAUUCUCGCAACUCAUCUCUCAGGGGCUCUCAAUCCCAUUAGCUGACGCAAUGACAGUGAACGAAAAACAACAAAAAUCAAAAUUAGUAAAACGUAUGUCAGAGAUUGGGGAGAUUCUUAAGAAAAAACUACAUAUCAAACAAAAAUCAACUCCAGAUCUGCUUGAAUCCCAAGAUAACGUUGCUGUUAAAUCGAAGAAAAAAUUAAUAGCCAUAGACAGUAUUGAUGAAAAUUUGAGCAGUGUUGAAUUUUGCGAUACACAAUUACAGAAUAACAUUACCCUAAUAAAUAAUUAAAUUCUAAAACUAUGCACCUUCCUAAAUGAAAACAUUUGGAUCCACUCGUGUAACACAUAGAUGUUAGUGGGUGAUAUAAGGUAUAACAAUGGCUAAGAUUUGGUCAUUGUCCUCCUGUACGAGAAGCGACCGUUUCAAAAUACAUGUACCUUACUUCAUGUACUUAAAAACACUUUCUGAUUUUAUGAUAUUUAUGUGCUAUGUUUUGA